UGAUCUCGACAGGGUCAGGGGUCACACUGCCUACGUCACAAGCUCCUAAGAUGGCGUUUUGAUGACGACGGGAGAAGUGAGGACCCCUGCCCUUGUUUACAAGUGACACCAAUGCAAAACAUCAAGGGUAGGCGAUGGAGCUCCCCAACUAUGCCAGUCAACUGCUUCUCCAGCUCAAUCAGCAGCGCAGCAAGGUCUUCCUGUGCGAUGUCAUCAUCAUGGUCGAGAACNNNCUCUUCCGGGCCCACAAAAGUGUCCUCGCCGCCACCAGCCACUACUUCAAGUCCCUUGUCCUCCAUGACAACCUCAUCCACCUCGACUCUGAUAUGGUGGAUCCAAUUGUUUUCCAGCAAAUUCUGGAUUUCAUUUACACCGGCAAGUUGGCUGAUGAGACCUUUGAGGGUGUGGAUUUAAGCUCUCUGCUCACCACAGCUAACUUUCUCCAGCUCAAUGACCUCGCAAACCUGUGCUCCAGUAAGAUCAACCAAAAUGGGUCCCUCAGUAGCGUGGCUCGUGGAAGCUCCAAAUCUUCAGUUCGCCUGUACGAAGACCACUCAUCAGACACUGAAACAUACACGUGUAUGACGCCUCCCAAAAAACGUCAUAAUGCUGAAAGUAGAUUUCAGAGAAAAAAGCAGGACUUGGGGUUGGAUUUGUCUAAGAAAACUUCAGUCAAUGACGAGGUUCUUCUAUCCAGAAACAUCUCCAAAAAUAUGCAGCUGGGAAUAAAUGGGAAGUGUGUUCCAAAGGAAGAAAAGUGGAUAAUUCCUUUGGAAGGAGCUCAGGAAAGAAAAAGGGAGGGAUCCCGAAGAAAAUCCAAGGUCAAUGGUUACAUUCCUCUGAGCAGGGCUGGAAGUCAAGUAAGCCAGAAUCAGACCUUCACUCUACAGUUAUCUGUGAAGAAAGAGAAAGGAAUUGGAGGGCAGACAGAUGAAAUUGAUGGCCAAAAACCAAACAAUGGCAGCACCAAUUUUGUUUAUCAAAAGGAGACCUUUCUCAAAGAAGCUGAAGGGGACAACCCUUACGUUUGUAUCCCAUGUGAAAAGGGUUUUCCCUCCUCUGAGAGUCUUAAAUCCCAUGUGGAAAGCCAUUUGGAUGAAGAUGUGGAUGUGAAGGUUGAGGAUGAAGAGGAAGAGGAACGUGACGGAGACCCUGGAGUCACCAGAGUCUCGCCAGAAGCUCCCGAGAGCCUGGAGCAGAGUCCGUUAAAGUCCCUCAAAGAUGUCGACACCGUGCGUCCCUUCCCUUGCAACAUUUGCGGCAAGAUGUUCACGCAGCGUGGCACUAUGACCCGCCACAUGCGCAGCCACCUCGGUCUAAAGCCAUUUGCGUGUGAGGAGUGUGGCAUGCGCUUCACCAGGCAGUACCGCCUCACUGAGCACAUGCGUGUCCAUUCAGGGGAGAAACCGUAUAAGUGCCAGGUCUGUGGUGGGAAAUUUACGCAACAAAGAAACCUCAUUAGUCAUAUGCGGAUGCAUACCUCAGUAUCUUAGAACAGGUACCCACAGUUCUCCAUAGUGCUUUGGUUUGGGUUGGGUUAUUUUAACUAGGGUUCAGUUUUUUAGAACACUAUAAAGAUUCCUCUAGGUCUUCUUUAGAGGGGUUCCCUUUUUGAGCUGCUGAAGGGUUUAGUUUCACCCACAAAUCUUCUACAAUUCUACAAAGAGUCAUCUAGGUUAAAAAGGAAACCUCUCAAGUAUAAUCUAGGGCUCAUGUGUCAAACUCCAGUCCUGGAAGGCCACUGUCCUGCAGAGUGUAGCUCCGAAACACCUGCCUGGAAGUUUCUAGUAAUCCCGAAGACCUUGAUUAGCUUGUUCUGGUGUGUUUAAUUAGGGUUGGAGCUAAACUGUGCAUGACAGUGGCUUUCCAGGAACUGAAUUUGACACCCCUGACCUAGGGUACAAUUUUGGCAACAAAUCCUACGAAGAUUCCUCUAGAUUUUCUCCACAGAGUUUACUUAUUGGGCUAAUUUAAGGCUCAGUUCAGGCCACAACUCCUGUAGAAUGCUACAGAUAUCUGCUAGAUCUUCUCUACAGCGACUUCCUUUUUGAGCAGAUCUUGGGUUCACUUUCACCCACAAAUCCUUGGAAAUUUGACAAAGACUCUUCUAGCUCAACAUGGAAGCCUGUAUAGAUCUCUUCUCAAACUUUUGCUGGGGAUCCUGCACCAUUGCACAUUUUCCCUCAUCGGUCACACCCAAUUCAAGUCUUGCAGUCUCUUCCGAUGAGCUGAUGAGUUGAAUAAGGUGUUAGAUGAGGAGGACAACCAAAAUGUGCAGUGGUGGACAGGUUUGAGAAGCACUGAUCAAGGUCAGGGAUAGCCAAGCCUGCACCUGGAGGGCUACCUUCCUGCUGACUUCAGUUCCUACCCUGCUCCAGCACACUUGGGACACCUUGACUAGCUGGUUCAGGUGUGUUUAGUUAGCGCUGGAGCUAAACUCUGCAGGGUUCCUCCGAUCCAGCCCUGGAGGCCCUGCAGUUUUAUGCUCAAACACUGAUCAAACUCACCUACAUGUAUCGCUGCAGACCUUGAUUAGCUUCUUCAGGUCUCUUUGAUUAGGGUUUUUAAACUCUAUAAAUCAGGGUUCCUGAUUCGAAUUCUGAAGAUCUGUGGCCAAAACUAACCCUAAUCCUCUAGUAUUCUAUAAAGAUUAAUUUAGAUCUUCUAUAAACACUCUACCUUUUGAGCUAACGUAGGAUUCCGUUUGGAUCACAAGUAAUUUAGAAUUCUCUAAAGAAUCCUCUCCAAAACGGAACCCUAGAUGAUCUCAAAAAAGGAAACCCCUGUAGUCUAUUCUAGGGUUCAGAUUUGGCCACAGUUCCUCUAGAAAUACAUAAAGAUUCAUUUAGAUCUUCUCUAAAGACUUUACCUUUUGAGGUUAUCGAGGAUUCCACUUGGAUCACAUUUAGAAUUCUAUGAACAUUUUUCUAGAUCUUCUCUAUACUGAUUUCACUGAUUUUCGCUCAUGAAUUCUACAAAGAUUCCUCUAGUUUAAAAGGAAACUUCUGUAGAGAAGAUCCAAAGCAUUCCAUCUGUGGCAUUCUUUCAAAACUAGACCAUUUCGAAAAGGAAACCAUUGUUGUUUAAUCUAGUGUUCAGUAGGGUUCCUCUACAGAGUUGACUUUUUUAGCUAAUCUAGAGUUCAGUUUCCCUCGCAAAUCCUCUUGAAUGCUAUAAAGAAUUAUCUAGAUCUCCGUAGAAGAAUGGCGAUGAUUCCCUGAUAAGCAUAAAAAUGCCAACUUCAGCCAAUAGCUGCUGUUGUACCUUUCUUCAUACCUUCUUAUUCUUCUUGUGCAUGAAUUGUUUGUUAUUGUUAGUGUGUAGCUAAAAAAUAUAAAGUUCAUCCACUUAGCGAUGUAGUUUGAUUGAUUAAAACGAAAAUUACCUCAAAUAGCUAGUAAUCCUCUCAGACUGAAACAGCCGAAUGUUCCUGGUGAUACCAGUUAUUUUACAGCAGUGACUUGCGAUACCUCUCGAAUGUAAUUUAGGAGUCAUGAUAGAGUUUAUGCUUCAGAAACAGACCGCUGUAAUAAAGCUAUCUGGGUUGUUUACUUGAAUACACAAACUUGCUACCUCAGAUUAAACCAAACCCUCUGAUUCGCCUGUAUGAGAUUAAGACUACAUAUUAGAGAAGAGAAACUACACAGUGUCUUCCAUAUUACAGUCACUCUGUCUAGUUUAAUUAAUGAGCUUAAACGGCAGACAUCUGAUUCAGAACAGAGGAGAAAAUACUGCCUGUGUCAGUAUACACUUUUCAGGGGGUCAGGUAAUACUUCACUGUAGGGUUGCGAUCUGAGCUAGUGAAGUAGUAUUGCUUGAGCAAUUUGGGUGUUUUGAUGUACAGUUCCAAAGAAAUAUUGAAUGUUGAAAUGCUUAAGAAAUACUGUAAGCCUAUAACCAAAUCUAUAUUCUUGCUAAAUAUUUAAGUCUAAUUUAUGCUUCUUUCAAUUCAGGUUUAUAUUAAGUCUUGCUCCUUUUUUUCAGGGUUUUUCUUUUUUGUUUUUUUUCUUUCUUUUUUUUCAUUUCAAUGCUUCAACCAAUGGCUUAAUUUAUACAGCAUGUUAUUGUUAUCCAUAUUUUCUUGUGGCAUGUGCAUUAUUCUUAUGAAUUAAAAAAAAAGUUAGGUUUAGCAGAUUGCAUUCAUGCAUUUAGUGUUGAAACGAGACCAAAAGCGUAAAAUCAAAACCUACUGUAAAUAUCUUAAUGCAAUUGACGUUAUUUUUAUCAGUUGAUAUAUUACUGAAACUUGUUCAGAGAUUGAAUCAUUUUCUUAUUUUGUUUUAAUUUCUUUACACCAUGUUUGUUUUAAACUACCUCUGGUUGGGUAUUUUGUACGUUGUUCAUGGGUUUUCAUCAUGCUGGAGGGCUUUUUUAAACAAUACCUAAUGUUGAGGUUGUAUUCAUUUGUUUAGUAGCUGCUUGCCUGAUCUAGUAAUAUCAAAAGAGGUACUUUAAAUAAUAGAUCAACUAGCCUAAGAUUUAAUUAGCCGAAUUGACUUUUCUGGCACUCUUUGGUCAUGUAGUGCUUGCUUUUUUCUCUCUUUUUGCUUUAUAUUGAGAUGAUUAUUUGACACUGUCUGUAAAUCAAUAGGAUUCUAGAAUAUUCAGGAACUUUUUAAUACAUAAUGGGACUUGAAACUGAGCUUCAAAACUGUGACAACACUUUCAUUUGCAUCCUCUGCAAACCUCAGGGAACAU
This is a messenger RNA of Sinocyclocheilus anshuiensis, 4698 nucleotides long. Its product is annotated as hypermethylated in cancer 2 protein-like. Gene Ontology annotation, molecular function: DNA-binding transcription factor activity, RNA polymerase II-specific; protein binding. Gene Ontology annotation, cellular component: nucleus. Gene Ontology annotation, biological process: regulation of transcription by RNA polymerase II. The record is from RefSeq and is a predicted model, not a curated record. Lineage: Eukaryota; Metazoa; Chordata; Actinopteri; Cypriniformes; Cyprinidae. The coding region runs from base 135 to 1493 and encodes 452 amino acids. The transcript is spliced from 3 exons.